This is a messenger RNA of Cherax quadricarinatus, 1134 nucleotides long. NCBI's taxonomy places the organism in Eukaryota, Metazoa, Arthropoda, Malacostraca, Decapoda, Parastacidae. The record is from RefSeq and is a predicted model, not a curated record.
GGUCGUCCUGGUGGUCUGCAGCACUCCAAGUCUGGCAGUAACCUACGACAGACCACCAACGGCGACGUCCGACCUCCCAGUGGCUCUCCUCCCAGGGUGCACUUCAGUGAUGACAAGGAGAACGACCCCGAACUCAAGUGUGUGGCUAUGUGUCGCCCUCCCUCGCUAGCAGUGGGACUACUGAGCCAGCAGCCAGGUAUUAAGAGAUCCAAGUCACUGGGAUCAGCAGACCUGAGAGCUUCACAGUUUCUCGAGGCCUCCACCACCACUACCACCAUGCCCGACCUGGGACCCUUCUCGCCCGACGUCCAAAACUCCAUUUCGAAAGCCAUGACGGACCCCAACAGUGUGAGUGCUCGCCAACUGAUGGAGGUGGUGAGGCAUGUAUUCACCAGGGUGGUGGAGGCCUCGCGUCAUGCUGAACCAGCAGCUAGGCUUUGUAUCGCUAUUAUUGAGAAGGAGAAGAACGAGACAUUCCUGGAGACGCUACUGAACACCUGCCAGGAAUACUUCCAGGAGCGAGAUCGUCUCCUAAGAAACAACCCACCAGCACCCUACCCAGGUUUCGUUCCCGCUCACCCGCGCUGGAUCGCCUACAUGACCUUCCUUAAUGAGAUGUACACACAGCUCAAGCGACGGCACGUACAGCUGAUGACGAAGAGGAUGAGGAACAGUGAGACUGCACCCGGCCUGCUGCUGCUCACCUUGCUAGCUCAGUGCUGCCAAGUCUGCCUCAAGGAGAAUGCUGUCAACAGCCUUGCAGAGACUGAGUGCCUUUUCUUCGUGUUAACGGGUCUCGGGAAGGAUAUUGAGGUGGAGCUGCCACACCAGAUGGCCAGAGUGAUGAGUGCCGCUCGUGAUGCCUUCCUCACCACCGUCAGAGUGCCAGCCGUGCGCAAGACCCUCCUCCAGCUAAUUGAGAUGCACGCUGCAAGGUGGCAGCUUCCAGCCCCUGCAGUCAUGUAUUACUACCCGGGCUCAGGCAACAAAUAAGCGUGUCUGAGGUGCAGGUUCCAGAUAAAUUAAGUACCCCAGUCUGGUGCCAAAUUUCUGGCUGUUAAAUUCGUAUUGCCAUAUCAGUCAUGAGGUAAAUUUAUGUUUAUAAGUCUGCUGGCAGUAAAAGGGUGUAUGUAU